Neoarius graeffei (lesser salmon catfish) is the source of this 5591-nucleotide messenger RNA. RefSeq names its product E3 ubiquitin-protein ligase RNF126-like. Gene Ontology annotation, molecular function: ubiquitin protein ligase activity. Lineage: Eukaryota; Metazoa; Chordata; Actinopteri; Siluriformes; Ariidae. The record is from RefSeq and is a predicted model, not a curated record. Gene Ontology annotation, cellular component: cytoplasm; nucleoplasm. Gene Ontology annotation, biological process: ubiquitin-dependent protein catabolic process; protein ubiquitination; positive regulation of DNA-templated transcription. The transcript has 9 exons. The coding region runs from base 35 to 967 and encodes 310 amino acids.
AGAUGCAAGCUCCCUACAGUGAGUGAAUUCGAAGAUGGCGGAAGCUCCCUUACGGACCUGCCAGUAUUUCUGUCACCGAUGUUCUGAAGAGAUUAGUCCUCGGCUUCCGGAUUACACCUGUCCACGGUGCGAGUCUGGCUUCAUCGAGGAAUUACCAGAGGAGAGAAGUACAGAGAACGGGUCCACAUCUACAUCGUCCACCGGUGAUCAGAACCGUCAUCCGUUUGAGAAUGUGGACCCGACUCUGUUUACCUUCCCACAUCCGUACGGCCAACUGGCUCUGGGCAUCUUUGGAGAAGGUUUUGAUCUCCGGACGGGCAUGCCAUCUGAGGAAGGGCGCGACACUGAGAACCAACGUGAAAGGGAGAUGCCAUCACGCCAACGCUACGGGGCCAGACAACCUCGGGGGCGCCAUGUUCCCCGGAGACAAGGGACACGGCACGAAGGAGUGCCCACUCUAGAGGGAAUAAUUCAGCAGUUAGUAAACGGAAUCAUUGCGCCAACAGCUAUGCCAAACAUGGGAAUGGGACCAUGGGGAAUGCUACAUUCAAAUCCAAUGGACUACGCCUGGGGUGCCAAUGGAUUAGAUGCCAUUAUAACACAGUUAUUAAAUCAAUUUGAAAAUACGGGUCCACCUCCUGCAGACCGAGAAAAGAUCAAAAACCUCCCGACAGUUCAGAUCACAGAGGAGCAUGUGGGAGCUGGUUUAGAAUGUCCCGUGUGUAAAGAAGACUACACCGAGGGAGAAAGUGUUAGACAACUUCCAUGCAAUCACCUCUUUCACAAUGACUGUAUAGUGCCCUGGCUCGAACAGCAUGACACAUGUCCGGUGUGCAGGAAGAGCUUGAGCGGCCAGAACACAGCCACAGAUCCUCCCGGCUUAUCAGGAAUGAACUUCUCACCUUCUUCAUCAUCAUCGUCCUCCUCAAAUUCCCCCAGUAACGAAAACGCUGCCAACAACUCCUAAAAUACCCACAAUCCCCUCACACACACAGGACGUGACCAGGUUUAAUCAUGUUUAAACUCAAAUCCCUCAUAGGCCGUAUGAGGUAAAUUGUAACUUGCAAGCCCAUUCCAACCCCCUUGGCUCGAAGAACGCUUUGGUUUAAAAUGUGCUUUUUGAUUGAAUAUUUAGUUCUGAAAAGUUCUCCACAAAACUGACUGCUAAAUUUGAGUAAUUUGGUAUCAAAAUCUGGUGUAAAUAUUCCAGCGCACAUUGUUUUACUAUUGUGAGCCAGUGAACGCAUGAAUACGCCUGGGUGCAGGCACCACGUGACGCAGUUUAUUCAAUUAUAUUCUACUGGUAGGUCAAAGGUUGAUCAGCUGAGUAAACAAAAUGGCGUCGCCCGCAAUACCACGGACCGGAGAUUCUCCGAUAAAUCCAAAGUGUUUUGUGCACUUAGAAUUCUAUUAUGGACGUGAACGCACAAAUUAUUACAGAUGUGCGAUGCGCAAAGAUUGCGGAAUGUUCAAAAAAGUGGAUCACUCUUCACGGAAGAGAGAAAAACAUGGUGGGAAAGUUGGUAAGCCAAGGCCUAUUGGAACGUUUAUGUAUUUGUGACCGAAUUCCCUGAGGAUGCAGCUCGGGUGAUUUGAUGCAAUGGCUCAUCUUAAGUCCGUGUGACACAUUCCUGAUGCCUUCGGAGAGCUUUUUGAUGCAAUUCUAUGGUAUUUCAAGGAGGAACAAGCUCUCUAGAGGAGAUUUUGUUUGUGACGCACAUCCACCUAUGAGCAUUAAGAAUAUACAUAACUCAAGACAUGCUCAAGGGGGGUUUGCAAGUCGUAAAGAUUUAUGAAAAGGAACAGAAAAUGCCAAACCGGUGGAAAAAGGUCCUGCCGGAGGGUACAAGCAAAUGGGCACUUGUUGAAUUCAUUUAGAAGACUUGGAUAUCGUUGAAGCUAGCAUACAGUGUUGGUCUUGUGAUCAAGGUGACUCAUGGCAAAGUUUGCCAUCACUUAACUUGGAAAUGAGGCAGCUGAGGGCAAAGAUCUUUUCUGUGAUCACGAAGAGGCAGACACCAGACGACUUCUGCAAGCAAAGCAUGCUCGUACAUCACAUUCCAGCAUCAUAAUUGGUCACCCAGAUACAGAUGUUGCUAUCAUUGGCCUUCGCAUUCUGGAAAGCUUCAGUGGCUGUGUCUUCCUCAUGACUGGAAAGUAGAGUACAGGUAGAAGCAUAGACCUCACACAGAUGCAAAGCAAGCUGGGUGCAGGCUUUUUUUAGAUGUCUUUUUGGACUGCAUGCCUUCACACAAUGUGACUCAACAAGUGCCUUUUAUGGGAAGGGAAAGCACGGAGCACUGCAAGUUCUUGAAGAUAACCCUCAUUUCUUGAAUGUGUUCACAAGUCUGGGGAAUCAGUUUUGCUCUGAUGACGACAUCCUGAAUUCACUGGAACAGGGAGUUUGCCUCUUGAAUGGUCCAGCCCACAAAAUAAAUGAUGUCUGAUACAAGAUUUAAAAAAAAAAAUUUUUUGUUCAGCAAGGGAACAAAGCUUGGCUCCCGUCAAGAUUCACUGAUCCAACAUUGCAAGUUACAGUGCGCAACUUGCAGUUCGCAAGAGGGCUUCAUAGCAGCAGACUCUUGCGUCAUCACCCACUGGACAUGGUUGGGAAGUGGACAAAGGAGAGCUGACCAUUGUAUGGAUUAUCUGACCACCGGUUCCAGAAGCUCUUGUGCAAUGUGAGAGCUGCAGCUGCAGGGAAAGAAAGGUGCACAAGGUCGACGUGCUUGCAUUUCGGCAAGCACGUCGACCUUGUGUGCAUUUCCUGCUUUCUUUGCCAUGUACGGACAUGCAGAUGUGUGAACUGUGAAUUCCUAGCCUGAUGAGGAUGAUAAUCGGGGAUGAAGAUGAUUAUCCAGAAGACCUGUCUGAUUGCAGUGAACCAAUGUCGAGCAGGUACUGUACAUUUUUCAUCUGAAGGUCUCAAGGACCCAAUUGGAUGGAAGCCUUGUUCAGUAUUGGGUUGUUCUCAGAAAAGAUUGUACAAGAUGAACUGUCUUUCCUGCUCAGUCAUUUAACCCAUUGACGCCUGAAACGCCUGCAAAAAAACGUCUGCAAAUGUCUAAGCCAGUUUUUAGAAAAGGUCCCCAUCUGCCUGAGGGUUUUCUGAAAUAAAAAUAAUUAAUUGAAAACGCCUAUGAAAAAUUCAAUAUCUCAGCCUCUGAAGCACAUAAAGACAUGAAAUAAGUUGCAUUUAAAAGAUAAAAUUCUCUGCUUUUAUUGGAUCAUGCUCAUUCAGCAUUAACACGAACACAUUUUUAUAAAAAAAAAAAACAAAUCUGGCAUGCGUCUUGAAAAUAAUGACAAAUCAACAAUGCUGCGUUAUGCAGCAACCAGCAUUUGGGGCAAUGUUGCGUUAUGCAACAACCGGCGCUAGGGGCAAUGUUGCGCGACGCAGCAUCCGGCGUCAAUGGGUUAAAGGGGAACUGAAGUAAUUUUUAAACUUGCUUUAUUUCUUAACGUGUUAGUUACGUUUUCGGUUUUAGUAACCUUGUAUCGUGACUCGUAUUGGCAACUAAUUACAAUUAAAUAUUAUACUUAUCGGCCUAUUCGGUUUUUAGCCAUGUUGAAUUUAGUUCGUUUGGUCCACGGCAGGCGUGGAUCUGUGCGAUCUUCACGAGACUUGUGCGAGACUUCGAAACGUGAAGAGUCAGCCAGGUGUCAGUGCCGCCAUUUUGAAAACUGUUUUCCAAACGAAAUCUUGCACAAAAAACGAGUUUGAAUGACGAUUACUGUCUACUUUUUUCAAACUUUCCUGAUUGCUAUCAAAACAAACACAACUUCCGGCUUGAUUACGUCAGCAUUCGAAAGAGCGUGUGCGCGUCUUUUGACGACCCCUGUGUCUGAAAUCGCUCCCUACUCGCUAUAUAGGGCACUAUAUAGUGGGGACGCCAUUUUGUAGUGCUGUCCGAAACCUUAGUGAGGAUUAUUUACAUCCUAUAUCGUGCACUUAAAGUAUCCCACAAUGCAUCACGAAAAGUAGUGUACAAUGAUGGUCACUAACCAAAGCAAUAUAUCCCAUCAUGCAUUGCAGUCACGCUGAAAAUCAAAUUAAAAGUCUUAAAUUUGAUCUAAUAAAAGGCAGCGGCAAAGAAGAAAUUAUUCAGCCUUGAUUUAAAAAAAAAAAAACCUGAAAGAUGCAGGUACUUUGUAUUGAUUAAUGUGGGAAAUACGCUCAGUAUAAUAUGGAUUUAUCACAAAAACACAUGCAUGUAUUUAUUAUUUUGAAAACCCACCAGCUGACUGAUCUGGCAUGUUUUAAUUGUGCGACAGUAAUGACGUAAAUACCAGCGUGACGGACUAGUGUCCGAAAGCGUUUUUUUUUUUCAUUUUACCAAUGAGCUCGCUAUAUUGUCCUCCUAUAUAGUAAUUCCUAAUAUAGGGAAUAGGGAGCAGUGAGCAAUUUCGGACACAGGGAACGUUGGUAAUUUUUGAUUUCCGCUCUACGUUUUACUUCCAUCCUACGAUGUCUCGUACAGGUCUCAACGAAUCUUGUUUACGGCCAUUGCUUUGACGUAUGGACUGAGAUAUGCUACGUAAUAUUUCAAACACUUAUAACUUGCUAUAGCAGUGACGACAUGGCUAUCAAAAAUGCAUUCCGAUAUUUAAUAAAAUGAGAAAUAGAAGUUUGAUGAUAAAUUUGCCUUCAGUUCCCCUUUUAAUAGGAGUGAACAACGUUUUGGUUCAGUGGGCCUUAUUUUUGGAAAAAAUAAAAUUAUUUUCUAGUGCUAGCUGUUCAUUACCUCAAUCAUAAGGAUUUUGAUGGUUUUGUCAUUUUCCUCUGUUUGGUACAAGUUCACUGAAUUUUGAAAGGUCCUGGAGGAUUUGUUAUGCUAUUUUUGAAAUGAACCAUAGCAUCAAAUCACACAAUUAACAAUUUGACUAAUCUGCAAAUUUGACGUUUUUUUUUUUUUUUUUUUUUGGAGAACUUUUGGUCUGGCGUUUGAAAUCCAUAUGAGAAACCAUAUAUUCAUUCUCAAAGUAGACCCACGGGGGUUGGAACGAAAUUCAUUUUCUGGGCACUUGUCGAUUUACACCUUACGGCCUUUCACUCUAAUCUUACUAAUGCAGUCCUGAAGAGCCAGGAAUGUUCUAGUGCUCCAGUUCACUCUUGUCUGCCAUUAUUGAGAAUAAAGUGAGGUCAGAAUUGAAACCUGAUUGUCUAGAAUGCACCCUUUAAGACCAACGCUUCAUUAUCUUCAUCAUUACCAUUGUCAUUAUCAUCUGACUCCCUGGAGCCAACGCCAAAGGACAUGUCGAGAAACCGAGGAGAGAACACGCGUGCACACGCACCACCAUGUUGGCUUUUUUUUUUUUUUUUAAUAAACACGAGCAGUCCUGUACAAACAUGGAGUUUAAUUCAAAAAACGACUGUGGGGUCAAAUAAAUGGAAAACAAGGGAUGAACAUCCUACGAUGUAUACAGAGCUCUUGUAGAUACACACAUGCGCCUGCACACACAUUCUCACACCCAGCCAAUUACAGGAUUUGUAUGUCAUUUUAAUAGACUGUUAGGUCUCUCAUUUCCCUAAAGGGAAAACCUUCAACUAGAGCUCUUUUUGUUAUUAAAAUGAUUUUAAAAUUCCUAUA